UAGUCUGAGGGGGAGGAGUAACAAGAGCAAAUAAAAGCAGCAAAAGAUCGAGUUCAACGUGGAAUGAAGACAGACUCUCUCAGCUAAAAGGAACAUGGGGAAUGGUAACAUCAGUUCAGCUGCAAAUCAAUCCUCUGGGCUGGAAGCAGCUUCCACACACAUACAAACAGCCUCCAUUGUCAUCUACUGUGUGAUUUUUAUAGUUGGAACUCUGGGCAAUGCUCUGGUUAUCUACGUGACGGGCUUCAAAAUGCAGAAAACAGUCGAGACAGUUUGGUUUCUCAACUUGGCCAUAGCUGAUUUUCUCUUCACAGCCUUCCUGGUUUUCUCAAUCAUUUCUCUCUCUCAGGGUCUCCACUGGCCUUUUGGACAAUUCAUGUGCCAGCUCAACACCUUUGUGAAUGUAGUCAACAUGUUUGCCAGCAUCUUUACUCUGACAGCCAUGAGUUUGGAUCGUUAUUUGUCCACCUGGGUGGUGGUGUGGGCACACAACAAGCGCACAGUCUGCAAAGCUCAGCUUGUAUGUGUUGGUAUCUGGCUUGUUGCUGCGGUCUGCAGCACUCCUUAUGCCACUUUUCGCACUGUUUCAGAAAGCAAUGGGAGUCAUUCCUGCCACUACAAUUUUACAAGCAAGGAAUCAUCAUGGAGUCUAUAUACUUUUCGCUUUCUUAUGGGCUUUGUGAUUCCAUUCCUGGUAAUACUUGUGACUUAUGUGGCCAUUGGCAUCCGGGCAAUGCGCAUGCCGAGAACAAGGCGACAGAGAUCUUGUCGAAUCAUUUUCGCCAUCAUUUUUACAUUCUUCAUCUGCUGGUUGCCCUUCCAUGUUUUCAACUUUAUAGAUACAUCUAACCCAGAUCUCAGGAACAUUGUUAGAAUCGUGGGUCCUCUGACUGUGAGUCUGGCUUUUCUGAACAGCUGCCUGAACCCCAUCCUCUAUGUUUUCAUGUGUGAAGAAUUCAUGAAGAAGUUUCGGCAGUCCAUAUGUUUUGUACUUGAGAGUGCUCUGGCAGAGGACCACAUGUCAUUUAUGUCCACUCACUCCAUGUCAUUAACCUUGUUCAAGACUUUCCAAAAGUCAAACGCUGCUGCAACUUCAAACAGGACGGACACGGCCGAUUUGAAAUCCUUCACAGAAAGCAAAGUGAUCACAGAGGAGACACCGAACACUGACUAAGAUUUCAACAUCAGGCAAUGUAAACUGAAAUACAUUAUUUUUUAAGCAUAUCAAAACUGAGUUAAAUAGCACACUCAUGCACAGAACUGUGUUAAUAUGUUACUUCAUGUUAAAGCACAGAUUUACUUUUAACUGCUCUUACUAUUGCAGGGAGUAUCCCACAGUACUCUCUUCAAUGUAAGAAAGAAAAGUUACUACUUCUCUGAUCAGUCUUAGUACCAGAAAAACUAUGUGGAAGUGCUGCAGCUUUGGAUUGUAAUUGUUAAUUUAUAGAUUAAAAAAACAAUGUGACUUUUAUGUGAUUUUUUUUUACUUUCAAGAUUACAUUUAAUAAGUUUUCUAUUUGUGUACAUAACCUUUUCAUGUUUGAGGUUAUUAGGCCAUGUUUAUUAGUAUCAGCAUCCAUUACCAGUGUUGGGAAGGUUACUUUUAAAAAUGUAUUCCACUAUAGAUUACAGAAUACAUGCUCCAAAAUGUCAUUUGUAACAUAUUCUGUUAAGUUACUCAAUGAGAGUAACGCAUCCUGAAUAUUUUGGAUUGCUUAAUACAUUGUCAUGCUUUUUACAACUACAUGAAUGUACCAUUGCCGUGUGACUUAUUAAUAUUACUGAAGGCUACUCGCCAUACCAAUACCAAACUAGAUUUUUAAAUAAUAUAAUAUAAUAUAAUAUGAGUAACAUAUUAAUUAAUAUAAUUAAUAUAAAAUGAGUAACAGAAGGGUGGACAUCAGGUAAGGCUGCACUUCAUGCAGUGAUCUCAUAUAGAAAACUAUUUCUGUAUCAGUAAUAUGUUUUCUUUUUGUCUGCUUUCAGAAUUGCACGUGAUCAUUUGCAGCUAGCAGUUUGUUAAUGUUAUCCAUCAAGUCUAACAGUCUGCAGUCUAUUAUGAACUAACCUCAGCUAAAGCCAGCUAAUAAUGUUAGCUCAGUGGCAAGUAACCUUCAGUAAUAGUAAUAAAUCACACAGCAAUACUACAUCAAAGAUACUGAGGUGGCUCAUAACCAGAUAGCUACCACAACUAAAACAAGGUAGUAGUUGCAGUAGACAAAUUUUAUUUUUUUUAAAAAGAAGUUACUUCCAGAUGUUUCUUUAGGUUGGAGUCUUCUGACCCUGAGAGCAACUUUGUUGCUGGCAAACAGAGUUUGCAUUGAAUGGUCAGAUUUCGCCCAUCCCUUUCUUCUUUAAAUGUGAAGUUGUGUCGGAAUUUCCAAGUAAGAAAUGCAUUCCUGUCCAUGCACUGCUUUCUCUGUUGUGCUGGCUCUGGGUCCAUUGUGUUACGGAUGCCGCCAACAUUAACAGGACGCUUACAUUAGAGCCUCUUAUUGUGUGUUUGUUUGGGUUUCUGGCAAAGCGUGGAAUUACCAAAAUUAGCGAGGGGAUAGCCUAACAUAUGAAACAGGAAAAGACUGCUGUGUAAUCAAUUUAUUUCAACAAAGUAACUGUAUUCUAAUUAUAAUCGUUUUAAACAGUAACUGUAGCGGAAUACAGUUACUCAUAUUUUUUACUUUAAAUAUGUAAUGCUGGUACAUGAUUUCUCUUACUCCCCAACACUUUCCAUUAAACUGUAAUAAUAGAUUUAUUAACACUUAUUGAGCUUUUUGCACUUUUUUAACCCUGUAAAUAAAAACAUGCUGGUCAAUU
Oreochromis niloticus (Nile tilapia) is the source of this 2814-nucleotide messenger RNA. Its product is annotated as chemokine-like receptor 1. NCBI's taxonomy places the organism in Eukaryota, Metazoa, Chordata, Actinopteri, Cichliformes, Cichlidae. The record is from RefSeq and is a predicted model, not a curated record. The transcript is spliced from 2 exons. Gene Ontology annotation, cellular component: plasma membrane. Gene Ontology annotation, biological process: phospholipase C-activating G protein-coupled receptor signaling pathway; complement receptor mediated signaling pathway; positive regulation of cytosolic calcium ion concentration. The coding region runs from base 95 to 1174 and encodes 359 amino acids. Gene Ontology annotation, molecular function: G protein-coupled receptor activity; complement receptor activity.